AUGAAUUAAGACGACGGAGGGGUUGAUAAUCCAAUUCAAAUGAUUGAAUAGUCUUAGGAGUUAGCUAAACCUUCAUAAGAUCCAACAAUAUGUGAAGUUCAUUCAGAGGAACUAAUUCUUUUUUGCCUUAAGGACUAAUAAUAGGUAUGCAGUAAAUGUCUAAAGUCUACUCAUUUAUUGCAUCCAGUUGUUCCGCUCAAUUCUCUUGAAAACUUAGAUUUCUCAGAGUCACUAUAAUCGGAAAUCACUCAAGCUUUGAAUGAUGUCAGAAAAAGAGAGAAAUAAGUAAACGAUUCACUAGCUAGAAGUAUCACUAACCACAAAGUAAAGCUAAGAAGUCAUAUAAUUUUCAUCAGAGAUAGUUUGAGAUUAGAGUUCGACGAAUUUUUUAACAACUUGCUUCAGUCAAUACGCAAAGAUUGGAAUCUUUUCACUGUAUAAGAAGUUUUGGUCCAAGAAACUAAGAAGUUUAAUGAGAAAAUUUCAGUGAAUCUUGAAAAAAUUAUUGACUGUGGUCAGUUAUUAUAUCCAUAAUAAGAUAUUAAGAAAUUUUAUGAGAGUCUAAGUGAAGCACAAUCUUAAGUCUAACAAUACAAAAAUGACUGGUAUAAUUAUGAGUCUAGUAUUCAGCAGAUGAUUGAGACUCUAAAAGACCAUUCUGAAUUUGAGUCGAUUGAUGGGCAACUAUUGAAAUAAUUCAUGGCUGAGAGACUCGUUUUGAAUUAUAGCAAUAUUGAACUUUAAAGAAUUCUGUUUUAACAACCAAUAAAAAAAUCAGGCAAUAAUUCUCCCAUAGCUCACCCUUAAUUCAGAAAGCAUAGUUAUAGUGUAAUGGGUGGAGGAUUGAAUAAAAUGGGUUAAAGCAUGGCCUUUGGUAGCGACUCUCAAUCUCAAUUUGUAAAUGUUAGAGGCUAAUAGCAGAUGAGUAAUACAAUGUAAAGAUUUGGAAGUGCAUAGAAUAAUGAGGAGAGUAUUACAAACAAAAUACAUUUCUUUAAAUUUGACUAGAGAAUAUUAACCUUUUAUAAUGUUGAGACUGACAAAAAGACAAGAGAGCUAUUGAACAUCGAAUUUAACAUUCCCAUCAGAUUUUGUUCUAUACAAACAAAAGAGGGAAGAAUUUUUAUCACAGGUGGAGCAAGGAACAGUUCUUAAUCCAGCAAUACAGCUUAUGAAUAUAAAGAUGGCUCUCUUUUUUAACUACCAAAUAUGAUUCAUCCUAGAGAAGGUCAUUGCUUAGCAGCAAUUGGCUCUUAAUAUAUUUAUGCAAUAGGGUCAAGGCUAUACAACACCUCCAAGACUUGUGAAGUUUUUAUGGUUGAUGCUAAUGAAUGGAGAGAGCAACCAGAGUUAAACAGAAAUAGGUAUCUUUCAACAGCUGUCACUUUGAAUGAGAGAUUCAUUUAUGUAUUGGGUGGGUAUGAGCCUUAAGUUACUGAUAUUGAAAGACUUGAUACUUUCAAUAUGUCUUAAGGAUCUUAUUGGGAGUUAAUUAAAGUGUAUUCCCCUCAUUUAGAAAGUGAUAUCAAGUAUUGGUUUGGUUCAUGCCCGGUUUCUGCUACUGAAAUCCUUAUAUUUGGAGGUAAAAAGGAUGGUGCCUCUUCACAUGCCUCAUAUCUUUUUGACACUGUAAACAAGUAGGUCACCAAGACCGGGAAUCUUCCUAAUAAGGACACAUUCUACUAAAGGACAUUCUUAUAAAAGAAUGGAAGAGUCCAUGCUUAUGGUUAUGAAAAUGAUAACGCCUACAUCUUCAACAUCUAGACAAAAACAUGGAGUAAAAAAUGA
Molecule: messenger RNA, 1788 nt
Organism: Stylonychia lemnae
Lineage: Eukaryota; Ciliophora; Spirotrichea; Sporadotrichida; Oxytrichidae
Source: the annotation of a GenBank genome assembly